Messenger RNA from Malurus melanocephalus (red-backed fairy wren), 3027 nucleotides. Its product is annotated as ninein-like protein. The transcript is spliced from 14 exons. Gene Ontology annotation, cellular component: centrosome. Lineage: Eukaryota; Metazoa; Chordata; Aves; Passeriformes; Maluridae. The record is from RefSeq and is a predicted model, not a curated record. Bases 701 to 2146 code for a protein of 481 amino acids. Gene Ontology annotation, biological process: microtubule anchoring at centrosome.
AGAAGCCGAGCGGGGCCGAGCGAAGCCGAGAGGGGCCGAGCCGAACUGAGCCGAGCCUACCAGACCCUAGCCGAGCCGAUCCGAUCCGAUCCGAUUUGAGCCGAGCCGAGCCGAGCCGAACCGAACCGAUCCUGCAAUAUCCCGCAUCCCUGCGGAUGCGUUUUCCCGUUUGCCACGGUGUGUCAGUGUCUCUCUAGCAGCCAGGACUCAGCACUCCGUGGGAUGAGUUUGUAAAAAGGAUCCUGGUUGAUGGCCUCGAUCUGCAGCUCCGUGAGGUGGCUUCCAUUUACCUUUGGUUCAAGGACUGGCAAGACAUWUACAAAUGCUUUUGAAGUAACUCCACGUUAAUGCACUGAGGUGGAAGUGAAUCUCUGACUACCCUGACAGCCGGGACAGCUCCAUCCAGGAUCCUGAGCAAAAAAAAAGAAUUAUUUCAGGUUCUUCUGGCUGAAGACUUUGAGCAUCAGAGGGGAGCACUCAGGGAAGCAGCCUGUCCUCCUGGCCAAGCUACCUGGGCCCACAUCACUUCUCCAGCAUCAAAAAAGGCUCUGGAUUUGCCAAGCCUCAACUUGUCAUUGCCACYUGGAAGAAUUUAGAGGAGAUCCUCAGGGUCCCUGGUGCUGCUUGGAUCAGUGGUGGUGGGUAAAAGGUGGAGCUGGUGAGCCUGGCAGGGCUGCCUGCAGCUUUGGACAACACACUCAUGGUCCCCAGGAGUGCCCUUCAGCACGCAGCUGUCACCUCCUAUGGAUACAAACUGCAGUGCCUCUGGAUCCAGGUGAGGCAGAUCGCCAGGGAGAGGGACAAGGCGAGGCUCAGUCUGGAGAAAGCAGAGAGACACUGCCUGCAGCUGGGCAGGGAGCUGGAUGAGCAGUACAUUGCCCUGGAGCACACCCAGGGCAAGCUCAGGGAUUUUCAGGCAGAAAUAGAGGCAAAAGAGCUGCUCUUGCAGCAAGCAGUGAGUCACCAGGUGAAGCUGGAGGCUGAUACACGUCUCCUYCAGGGCAAAGAGGCCAGCCUGCAAGGGAGACUGAACCAUGUGAUGAAGGAGAACACACAGCUGCAAAACAAGGUCACAGAGAUGGCUGAGAAACUGUCAGCCUCUGAGGAAAUGGUGUUGGAGCUGCAAAAAGAACUCAACCACAUUGUGAAGGAUAAGCUGGAGCAGGGGGAGCCCCACAGCCCAGAGUUCCUGACACAGAACGAGCACUUUGCUGAGAUUGUCCUGGAGUACRAGCGGCAGUGCCAGGUGCUGUACGAGCAGAACACAGCGCUGCGAAGGGAGCUGCACAGGCUGCAGGACAGCAGGGCUGAGGGAGGGCUGCCAGCAGCAGAGAUGUCACUCCCAGUGGAGCAGCUCCAAGAGCAGCUGCAGGACCUGAAGGUGCAGCUGGAAACUGAGAGUGAGAAGGGCAAGGAGGAGCUCUCUCACCCAGAUUUCAAGAGGCAUCAGCUGGGCUGUGAACCCCCUGAGCACAAGGAUGRCCCUGGCACUGCCCAGAGGCUUGUGAAGGCUGAGUGGCUGCAAGGAGCAGAGAUUGCUGCAAGGCUGGAGCACCACCAGCAGCAUGCAGCAUGUUGGAUGGAGAUGGAGCUGCUCCAGCAGCAGCUCCAGGCCUCGCAGGAAAAGCUUUUGGAAGCCAAAGCAAGCCUGAGCCUGGCCCAGAGCCAGCACGCCCUGCAGCUGCAGCAGGCCAAGGCCCAGAUCAACARCAUGGUGCCAAAGCAGCAGUUUGAGCAGCUGCAAAACACCUUGAGAGAGGAACAGUGCAAGACUCAGCAGCUCCAGGAGAGCCUCCAGCAGCAGGCUGAGCAAACGUGCAGGCAGCUGCUCAGGACCCAGGAGGAACAUGAGCAUCUGCUGCAGGCAGCUGUGGAGCAGGCAGAGGGGCUGGAGCACAGUCUGAGGAAUGCUGAAGCUGUGCUGGCAGAGAGGGCAGCUCAGCUCAGAGAUGCCCAGGCCCAGCUCUCCAGGAACAAACUGCUGAUUGAAGAGCUCCGUGGGGAGAACAGGAGGUUUGCAAUGGCCCUGCAGGCUGCUGAGCUGAAGCAGAAAAGCAUGGAGGAAAAGAACCAGCUGCUGGAGGAGCAAGCCUCAGCUCUGAAGCAGCUUAUUGCAAAAAUCACACCAGCAUCUCUGAGUGGGUGAUGGGAYAUCUGCAGUGGCAGCCCCUGGUCCUGGCCAGGUUGUUGGUCAGGUGUGGAACAGGAGGUAUGGCUGGGUUGGGAAAUCAGCCUUGUCCUCUCUGGUCUUGCCAGGAUUUUCCUGUGCAGAAAACAGAAGAUGGGGAACCCAGAGCCCUUUAAGGAAAUUUGUCCUGCAGAUAGSUGCAUUUUCCAGCUGAAAGCAGCAGCCUUGGUGCCUUUCUCAGUGGCAGUGUGCUGUUAUGUCAGGUCUGUCUCAGGGCAGCCAUCUCUCAUGGUUUUCUUUGGCACAGUGUUUGGUGAUGAUGCAGGUGCUCCCUCUUUGGAGAUGGUUGAUGUUGGAGCCACAGUUACACCUCAAAAGCCAGGGCAGAAGGGCUUGCAGGUCCCUGUGCCUGGCUCACUCUGAGCAGGAAAGCUCUGUUGUGGCAUUAAAAUGUUUGUGAUGUUGCAGCACCUCCUGCCAUGCCCAGUCUGCUCUGUAUUUCAAUAACCUUCCCCACCAGUUGCUGAACUUUUACUCCUCUGCUGAGCUGUUCUCAGGGUCUGGAAAGACUCUGGCCCUCUUAGAGCCUGAGCCUGGGAUCCAAAACCAACCAGACUGUUGUCUCUGCAGKGAGCAGAACUGAGUGAUGCCAUGGUGCCCCAGGCAUUUAUCCUGUUCCUGCAUUCUUCCAUUUGCUUUUUCAGCUCCAGUCUGGGUUGGGGCCCAAGCAAACCUCUAGCCUUACCUAGGGCUGAUACUUUUGCAAAUAUUCUGACACUGUGCAAGAGCUGAGCUGCUCCAUUAGAAAAACCACACAGAGAAAGCAGCUCUUCAGCCUUGUUCUGCUUUUGUGCUGUCGGGAAUCCUUAAAACCCUCUGCUCCCUUUCCCACCGCUACU